Molecule: messenger RNA, 1085 nt
Organism: Lipotes vexillifer (Yangtze River dolphin)
Lineage: Eukaryota; Metazoa; Chordata; Mammalia; Artiodactyla; Lipotidae
Gene: CCR3
Product: C-C motif chemokine receptor 3
Exons: 1
Coding region: 8-1084 (358 amino acids)
Biological process (GO): cell chemotaxis; G protein-coupled receptor signaling pathway; immune response
Cellular component (GO): cytoplasm; membrane; external side of plasma membrane
Molecular function (GO): C-C chemokine binding; C-C chemokine receptor activity
Source: RefSeq, a predicted model, not a curated record
AAGGGAAAUGGUGACCUCAGUCGAUGGGACUGAGACUGUGGGUGAAGCUGCUGGGACCACACCCUAUGACUAUGAGGGGGCACUGCCAUGUGAAAAAAGCAACAUCAAGGAGCUGGGGGCUCAGUUCCUGCCCCCGCUGUAUUCCCUGGUGUUCACGGUUGGUCUGCUGGGCAAUGUAGUGGUGGUGGUGAUCCUCACAAAAUACAACAAGCUCCGGAUUAUGACCAACAUCUACCUGCUCAAUUUGGCCAUUUCCGACUUGCUCUUCUUAUUCACUCUGCCAUUCUGGAUUCACUAUGUUGGGUGGAAUGAGUGGGUUUUUGGCCCCCAUAUGUGUAAGUUGCUCUCUGGGCUCUAUUACAUGGGCUUGUACAGCGAGAUCUUCUUCAUCGUACUCCUGACCAUAGACCGGUAUCUGGCCAUCGUUCACGCUGUGUUUGCCCUUCGAGCCCGGACGACCACUUUCGGUAUCAUCACCAGCAUCUUCACCUGGGGCCUGGCAGGGUUAGCAGCCCUCCCUGAAUUUAUCUUCCAUGAGUCCCAAGAGGAGUUUGAACAGACUUUCUGCAGUCCUCUUUACCCAAAGAAUGGAGAAAAUGCCUGGAAGUGUUUCCAUGCUCUGAGGAUGAAUAUCUUGGGUCUCGCUCUGCCUCUGCUCGUUAUGGCCAUCUGCUACUCAGGAAUCAUUAAAACACUGCUGAGAUGCCCCAGUAAAAAAAAAUACAAGGCCAUCCGGCUCAUUUUUGUCAUCAUGGUGGUCUUCUUUGUUUUCUGGACACCCUACAAUCUGGUUGUCCUCCUCUCAACUUUUCAAAUGCACCUGGAGACUGAGUGUGAGCAGAGCAGACAGCUGGACCUGGCCAUGCUGGUGACGGAGGUGAUCGCGUACACCCACUGCUGUGUCAACCCCGUGAUCUACGCCUUCGUUGGUGAGAGGUUCCAGAAGCACCUCCGCCACUUUUUCCACAGGCAUGUGGCCAUCUACCUGGGCAAAUUCAUGCCAUUUCUUCCUAGUGAAAAACUGGAAAGAGCCAGCUCUGUCUCCCCGUCAACAGGGGAGCAGGAACUCUCUGCUGUAUUUUAGG